GAAUGUGGUGCCGCCCAGCUCAUGUGUGCUUGUUGUGCCGCUGUGUCUGCUGUGUUGCUGCAGAUCUCUUCAUUCAUCUCACCACAAGGCAAGACCUCGGUGGACAUGGUUCUGGUGGUGACAAGGCAAGUGCCCGACGAUCCACUGACGCUCGAGAGGAGGGAGAGAGCGGAAGGGGGGGAAAGGGGCGGAGCGGAAAUUCCAUCAUCCGUUCUGUUGCGUGCGUGUGUUUCAGUUGCGGGAGCCUCAUUUCGUUUCGUCUCCACGACAAAACGGUCAGGCAGGAAAUCCGACGACACACGACAGACAGGGGCGAAAGCAGCCAGGAGCGCAGGAAGGUUAUCGUUGUUUCGCCGAGCGUUUUUUCACAAGGCAGAUGGCGCUUGAAGAGAGCACAAUUGCGCCACACACGGAGGUGCCGUCGAAGUCCCAGCUAUGUCAAGAUCUGCGGCUCACGGAGACGGAGGAGUCGCUGUUCGAGCUGCUGCUCAAUGCGGUUGAGGACAAGGGUCUUGACACCACACUGCGUGUGGCGGGCGGCUGGGUGCGGGACAAGCUGCUGCACUUGGGGAACACCGCCUCGCACGACAUCGACAUUUCUGUGGAGGGAAUGCUGGGGCGGCACUUCGCCGAGCACCUCAAUGAGUGAGUGAGCGAGGGAGUAGUGGACGCACUCCUGGAAGGGCCGCCGUCAGUGGAUGUGUGUGUGUACACGUGCAGCUGGUUAAAGACCCGUGGGCUCCCGCCCCGCAAGAUAGGUGUGAUGGCGGCGAACCCCGAGGAGUCGAAUAAGCCUGAGAGGGCGACGCUCAGGCUGAAGGGUGUACAGGUGGAUUUCGUCAACCUGCGGACCGACUUCUGCACGGAGGACUCGGGGAUGCCGACGAUCUACCAGACAGGCAAACCUGGGGGAGCUUCUGUCGCCUGUGUGGUAGACGCCUAUCGUCGGGACUUGACGAUCAAUGCCCUCUUCUACAACCUGCACGAGAAGAAAGUGGAAGACUUCACCGGUCGAUCUGUGGAAAGAGUGACGGACAGAGAGACGAGCCGCUGACUGAUCCGCGCUGCGCUGUGCUGCGUUGCACUGCAGGUCGUGGUAUCGAGGAUCUGAGAGCUGGCGUGCUGCGAACACCACUGGACCCCGUCAAAGUGCUGCUCGGAACCCCCCUGCGCGUGCUCAGAACCAUCAGGUGAACGCACAGACAUCUGAGGGCUGCCGCAUCUGAGUCACCCGGCACAUGUGUUUUGAUCGGGCUUUGCAGAUUUGCGUCUCGUUUCAAUUUUCGCAUCUCGCCUGAGCUCGAGACAGCGUGCCGCGAUGCGCGGGUACACCAAGCGCUCGCAGACAAGGUGGUGACCAACUGCACACACGCACAUCGCACAUGACUGAUCGGGGGCACACGCUGUCUGUCUGUCUGCAGGUCCCCCGAGAGCGCAUAGGUGCCGAGCUGGACAAGAUGAUGAGCUGCAGCGACCCUGUUCAGUGUCCCUGGCAGCUGCUCACUUCCUUCGGACUGGCCCCCGUCCACUUCCUGCAGCCAGAGGUGCUCGACCGCUACGUGAGGUCCUCAAAGUCGCCCAACGAGAUGUGUGUUGACGGGAUCCUCAGGGACGGCCUGAUGACCGUCAAGAAUCUGCACAGUGUGAUGAAACAGUAUGCCAUCAACAACGCACACUCGACGUGCUUCCGGGCACAAUAAGGGGGAUUGUGUUGUGUGUGUGCGUGGGAUUGUAGGUCUGUUGAGCAGUGGGGUCCUGAUGAGAAGAAACUGAUGAGCUACGCGGCAUUCCACGCGCCGCUCGCCGGUCCGAACACACAGAGAGACUCACUCACGUGAACGCACACACAUCUGGAACGCACUGCUUCAUCUGGACCGGUCUCUCUCUCUCUCUCUCUGUGUCUGAUUUCCGUUUGCAUUUGCAGGCCUGCAGUAUAAGGUUGACAAUGGCAGACUCUCGCCCCUUAUCAGCCACCUUCUGGGCAGCCGUCUCAAGCUUCCAAGACAGGUCGCACAGGGGUGAGAGGCUGAGCAGACUACGACAGACCGAGCAAGACACAGCACCUCCAGCUGCUUCCUUUCUUGUCGUGUCCUCAGCGUGGCUCUCAUCUUGUCGACAGCUCUCGAGUUCCAGCGACUCGUCGGGGAGUGGGCCGAAGGGGCCGUCCCGCCGCCUCCAAAGACCGACGGAGCCGCCCGAUCUUCUGCUGCGGAUCACUCUGUCCAUGACGCUGAUAAAGCUUCCGAUGCAUCUCAACGGUCGCGGUACGGCAGAGUGGAUCUGGGCCUCAUAGUCAGGAGAGCGGGGAAACUGUGGAAGGUACACAUAUACACACGCAGAGCAAGCAGGCAGCACUCGCGCAACCGACCUCUUGUGUGUAUUGUGUGUCCCCAGGCAUCCCUGGCGGUGGCAAUGGCCGGGGCCAUCGGCAGAACGCCCCUCGAGUCAGCCCAGCACCUGAUGUCCGGCUACAGGGCCGUUGAGGAGGCCAUCGAUGAGUUCGGGCUCAUCGGUGUGUGGAAGCGAGAUCCGCCUCUGGGGGGGAAGGCGGUCAAGGAUGUGCUGCCUUGUCUGCCGACGGGGCCCGAGCUCAACGAGAUAAUGAAGCACGUAAUGGACGCGCAGGUGGUGUGGAUGCUGGCGCACCCUGACGGCACGGCCGAUGAGUGCAGGGAGUUCAUCAAAAGGGAAGUCGGUCGGUUUUGCGGCGUAUCACGCGCCGAGAGCCUCACGUCCUUGAGAUACUACCGCUACGUCAGAGAUGAGAGCCCCGAUGGUCCCUCACUCUAUGGCGAAAUCAGCCAAAGCGGAGAGUUCAGCAGCGAAGAGAUGUUCGGCCCUGUGGUGGUGUCCUUUGAUAUCGACGGCACCCUGGCGAACAUCGAGAAGCGACUGGCGCUCAAACCGGUGAGUCUGGAUAGGACAGGCCUGUCGUGCUGCCUGUGAGUGUCGUCACUGUCACUGUGUGUGCGGUCAGGUCCCCCGAAGCGACGCGGAUUGGGAUGUGAUACUGAGUGGCGACAACUACUACCUCGAUGAGGUCAGUCAGCGACUCGUGGGCACACGAGAGACGCUCCAUUCGCAUGAUUCACAUGCCUGCCUGCCUUCUGUGCUGUCUGUCAUCUUUCGCUGCGGUGCCGCGUCAUCGUCACGACAGCCGAUUCCUGAAGCCCGUGGUACGAGCAGACUGGCCAAUGAUUGAUGCACCCAUAGCCGAGUCUGCUGCUGUGCUCGUCUUCGUUCAGCCUUCCUGCAGCAGCUCGUCCAGCUGACCAGACACCACCCGGCCGACGGCGACCCUCCCUCGUCGCCCAUCACCAUUGUCUAUCUAUCGGGCCGUCGAGCGGGCACAGAGGUGCAGACCUCGCAAUGGCUGGCGGCCCACGGCUUCCCACAUGGCGUGAUAUUCCACCGCCCCAAGGGCGUCAAGGGGGGUCUGUUCAAGGAGCGUGUGUUGAGGUGCCUCCACCAGCCGCCGAGGCGGCACGUGAUGGCUCAUGUGGGCGACCGGCCGAUGGAGGAUGCUCUGGCCGCUGUCAAGACAGGUCGGUGGGCACACACACACACACACACACAUGUACGCAGACAGCUGGAUGUGUGCGCGGCUUCUGUUGCGUGCGCGGCAGGGGUGCGGCCCGUCUUGAUUGCUCCGAACGAGUGGACGGGCAAGGCCCAUUCGGCGUCUCAGGAGUGCGAUCGGCCGGCUGGAUGGGUGGCGACAUCGACGCUCGAGAGCAUCGUGGACGACGAGAGCCGUGAGGGCAAGCAGCCGUCGAUGAGCUCGCGCGAGGUGGCCGAGGGGCACUCUCUGCUGCGCAUCUAG
Molecule: messenger RNA, 3823 nt
Organism: Vitrella brassicaformis
Lineage: Eukaryota; Vitrellaceae
Source: the annotation of a GenBank genome assembly